This is a messenger RNA of Pezoporus occidentalis (night parrot), 7924 nucleotides long. RefSeq names its product ATPase phospholipid transporting 8A1 (gene ATP8A1). NCBI's taxonomy places the organism in Eukaryota, Metazoa, Chordata, Aves, Psittaciformes, Psittacidae. The transcript is spliced from 37 exons. Gene Ontology annotation, cellular component: plasma membrane. Gene Ontology annotation, biological process: phospholipid translocation. The record is from RefSeq and is a predicted model, not a curated record. Gene Ontology annotation, molecular function: magnesium ion binding; ATP hydrolysis activity; ATPase-coupled intramembrane lipid carrier activity. The coding region runs from base 110 to 3604 and encodes 1164 amino acids.
GGUACCCGCCGCCCUCGUCCCGGGCCCCUCCGCAGCGCGGGGCGCUCUCCGGCGUGCGGCAGGUGCAGGAGGUGCGGGCGGCCGCCCCACAACCCCCCGCCCGGCGGCGAUGCCGGCGGUGCAGAAAACGGUGUCCGAGAUCCGCUCCCGCGCAGAGGGCUAUGAGAAGACAGAUGAUGUUUCAGAGAAAACUUCUCUAGCUGAUCAAGAGGAACUGAGAACUAUAUUCAUCAACCAGCCCCAGCUAACCAAAUUCUGCAAUAAUCAUGUCAGCACUGCAAAGUACAACAUAAUCACAUUCUUGCCAAGGUUCCUUUAUUCCCAGUUCAGAAGAGCUGCUAAUGCAUUUUUUCUUUUUAUUGCAUUACUACAGCAAAUACCAGAUGUGUCACCAACAGGCCGUUACACAACAUUGGUCCCUCUCUUAUUUAUUUUAGCUGUAGCUGCAGUGAAGGAGAUAAUAGAGGAUAUUAAAAGGCAUAAAGCUGAUAAUGCAGUGAACAAGAAACAAACUCAAGUACUACGAAAUGGUGCAUGGGAGAUUGUCCACUGGGAAAAGGUGGCAGUAGGGGAAGUAGUGAAAGUGACCAAUGGGGAACAUCUCCCAGCUGAUCUCAUCAGUCUGUCAUCAAGUGAACCACAGGCUAUGUGCUACAUCGAAACAUCUAACUUAGAUGGUGAGACAAACUUAAAAAUUCGACAGGGUUUGCCACUAACAUCAGACAUAAAGGACAUAGAAAGCUUGAUGAGUCUUUCUGGCAGAAUUGAAUGUGAGAGCCCAAACCGACACCUCUAUGAUUUUGUUGGAAACAUCAGACUGGAUGGGCAUGGUACUAUUCCACUGGGAGCUGAUCAGAUUCUUCUACGAGGAGCUCAGUUGAGAAAUACUCAGUGGGUUCAUGGGAUAGUUGUCUAUACAGGACAUGACACAAAACUUAUGCAGAAUUCAACAAGUCCACCUCUUAAAAUGUCUAAUGUGGAACGAAUUACGAAUAUUCAGAUUUUGAUUCUGUUCUGCAUCCUCAUUGCUAUGUCUUUGAUCUGCUCUAUUGGUUCGGCUAUAUGGAAUCGAAGGCAUACUGGAAGAGACUGGUAUCUUGAUCUAAAUUAUGGUGGAGCAAGCAACUUUGGGUUGAAUUUCUUGACUUUUAUCAUUCUCUUCAAUAAUCUUAUUCCAAUCAGUUUGUUGGUUACACUUGAAGUUGUUAAAUUUAUCCAGGCAUAUUUCAUAAAUUGGGACAUAGAUAUGCACUAUGAACCUACAGACACUGCUGCAAUGGCUCGUACUUCCAAUCUCAAUGAAGAACUUGGACAGGUCAAAUACAUAUUUUCUGACAAAACGGGUACUCUGACAUGCAAUGUCAUGCAGUUCAAGAAGUGUACUGUAGCAGGAGUUGCUUAUGGCCACUGCCCUGAGCCUGAGGAUUAUAGUGUUUCUUCAGAUGAUUGGCAGGGCUUACAAAAUGGAGAAGAAAAACCAUUUAGUGACUCGUCAUUACUGGAGAAUCUUCAGAGCAAUCAUCCAACUGCACCUAUAAUAUGUGAGUUUUUGACAAUGAUGGCAGUGUGUCAUACAGCAGUUCCAGAAAGAGAAGGUGAUAAAAUUAUAUAUCAGGCAGCAUCUCCAGAUGAAGGGGCGUUGGUCAGAGCAGCCAGGCAUCUUAGUUUUGUAUUCACUGGAAGGACACCUGACUCAGUAAUCAUAGAGUCUUUGGGACAGGAAGAGAGAUAUGAACUGCUAAAUGUCCUAGAAUUUACAAGCACAAGGAAGAGAAUGUCAGUGAUUGUUCGCACACCAUCGGGAAAGUUAAGACUUUACUGCAAAGGAGCUGAUACUGUAAUUUAUGACCGUCUUGCUGAAAGUUCAAAAUACAAAGAAAUCACCUUAAAACAUCUAGAGCAGUUUGCUACGGAAGGUUUAAGAACUCUGUGUUUUGCUGUGGCUGAGAUUUCAGAAAGUGAUUAUCAAGAGUGGUUAGAUGUCUAUCACCGUGCUUCUACAGCUUUACAAAACAGAGCACUUAAACUUGAGGAGAGCUACGAACUAAUUGAAAAAAAUCUUCAGCUGCUUGGAGCAACAGCAAUUGAAGAUAAACUGCAAGACAAAGUGCCUGAAACCAUAGAGACUCUCAUGAAAGCAGACAUAAAAAUUUGGAUACUUACUGGGGACAAACAAGAGACUGCCAUUAACAUCGGUCACUCUUGUAAACUUCUGAGAAAGAACAUGGGGCUGAUUGUUAUAAAUGAAGGCUCUCUUGAUGGAACAAGAGAGACACUUAGCCAUCACUGCAGUACUCUUGGUGAUACUUUAAGGAAGGAAAAUGAUUUUGCUCUCAUCAUUGAUGGUAAAUCUCUGAAGUAUGCUCUGACAUUUGGAGUGAGACAGUAUUUCCUGGAUUUGGCUUUGUCUUGUAAAGCUGUUAUUUGUUGCAGGGUAUCACCGCUUCAAAAAUCUGAAGUUGUAGAAAUGGUUAAAAAACAAGUUAAGGUAGUAACUCUAGCAAUUGGUGAUGGAGCAAAUGAUGUUAGUAUGAUACAAACAGCACACGUUGGUGUUGGUAUUAGUGGGAAUGAAGGUCUACAAGCUGCAAAUUCUUCAGACUACUCAAUUGCUCAGUUCAAGUAUUUGAAGAACUUGUUGUUGGUUCAUGGAGCCUGGAAUUAUAACAGAGUAGCUAAAUGCAUCUUGUAUUGUUUCUACAAGAAUAUAGUCCUUUAUAUUAUCGAGGUCUGGUUUGCAUUUGUAAAUGGUUUUUCUGGACAAAUUCUUUUUGAAAGAUGGUGUAUAGGUCUUUACAAUGUGAUGUUUACAGCAAUGCCUCCACUAACUCUUGGUAUAUUUGAGAGAUCCUGCCGAAAAGAAAAUAUGCUGAAAUAUCCUGAGUUAUACAAGACUUCCCAAAAUGCACUGGACUUCAAUACUAAGGUUUUCUGGUUUCAUUGUUUAAAUGGCCUCUUCCACUCAUUCAUUCUGUUCUGGUUUCCACUAAAAGCCCUCCAGCAUGGUACUGUAUUUGGCAAUGGCAAAACUUCAGAUUACCUGCUCCUGGGAAACACUGUAUACACUUUUGUGGUUCUGACUGUGUGUUUGAAGGCUGGAUUAGAGACCUCAUAUUGGACUUUGUUCAGCCAUAUAGCUAUCUGGGGCAGCAUAGCACUUUGGGUAGUGUUUUUUGGAAUCUAUUCUUCUUUGUGGCCAGUCAUUCCUAUGGCACCCGACAUGUCAGGAGAGGCAGCUAUGAUGUUCAGCUCUGGAGUGUUUUGGAUGGGACUUCUGUGUAUUCCUCUGACAGCUUUACUUCUUGAUGUAGUGUACAAAGUAGUAAAGAGAGCUACUUUUAAGACACUGGUAGAUGAAGUUCAGGAGCUGGAAGCGAAGUCUGAGGAUCCUGGAGCAGUUGUGCAUGGCAAGAGCUUAAGUGAAAGAGCCCAGCUACUGAAGAAUGUUUUUAAGAAGAACCAUGUGAACUUGUAUCGCUCUGACUCUCUGCAGCAAAACUUGCUUCAUGGCUAUGCCUUCUCUCAAGAUGAAAAUGGAAUAGUUUCCCAGUCUGAAGUAAUACGAGCUUACGAUACAACAAAACAAAGGCCUGAGGAAUGGUGAAGAAACACAGCUCAAGAUUUGGGUCUUAGUAGUUACUUUGUGAGACAGACUACUAGAUCUUUGCUGGGAGCUGCAACUAUGGCCCAGUUGUCUGAGGUCUAAAGAUCUAUGAUGGUCUUGUUCCAUAAAGAUUGGAUUUGUGUACUCAGUAGACAUAAGCACUGUGCAACUAUACUGUAACACACCAUCUCUAAAUUUUUUAACAAGUAUUUGCUUAGCCUUUGUAAACAGAUUGGAAUUUAUCUUGUAUCUUGCCAGCUUGCUUAUUUUACAAUGAAGUUGAAUCAGUAUUGGUCAUAGAAGGCAAUGGUCAGAAUGCUAAACAUACUUUACAUUGAUAGACCAUUAGCAUCUGUGAAGGUUUUUAAGUGUUAAUAUAUUUAAAUACAGUUGAUAAAAAGCCUUUGAUUUCAACAAGUGCUGAAAAAAAGUAUAUCAAUGGUGUUAAUUCACCUUCUUUAAGAAAGAUUUUGGGUCAAGAUGUUUAUAGAUGUUUGUGUCAAACUAACCUAAAAACGUUUGCCAAAGAAGUUCCAUAAAUUUUCUGUUGUUAGAAAUAAUUUGAAAGGAAAUUAACUCCAGUCCUGAUCUCAGAACUGCAUGCUUGAGUCUCUGCACUUGAGGAGAAAGAUUUAUACUACAGUGAGUCAAAUUUGAGUGGCCUUUAUGGCAUUUACUUUCAAAACUGCAAGUCUUUGCACCUUUGGCCUUAUAGAAGCUUUCCCCUUACUUUCAUUUAAUAUUGCAUAUGUUGAAAAUGGCUGCCACCUUGUAAAAGUGAGUACACAUAUUAUUUUGUCCAAUUUUUAAGAAUUGCUCUGCCUUACUUCCCUUUAGCAAACUUUAUUUUUGCAAUGCUUAAUUGUAUCUGCUUAUACUGUAGGUUCAAAAGAAAGUUUAGCUUAUUUUAAAAAAAAUAAUUAAAUUUUCAACAUUUUUAUACUAAGAUUAUUUGAAAUGCAUACAUUGAAACAGAGAGCAAAGCAUGCCCUUUGCUAGCCUGUGGUAAGUACUGUUUUAUUUGCACUAAAGCCACUUCCUAUAAAGGUGUGAAAUGCAUUGCAGCAGACUCUUUACAACUUACUGGUCAUGCAGAAUACCUGUAUGCUCUCAUCUUUAAUUAAAAAUGGAGAGGAAAUGGCUAUAGAAAGAGAUGCACACCUGAUUUUAGAAAAAAAAAAAAAGAAGAAAAAAAGGGAGGUGUUAAAUGAGAACAUUGUGAUAACUUUUUAAAGUAGUAUUGGUAUUUCUUAGCUUACUUCCCAGCAACCAUCAGGUUUCAAACUAAGAAAAGCUACUUUAACUUCAGAAUUCAGUUAAAUCUUGUAGCUUUUUAGUCCAUGUUUAAUUCUAAGUUUAAAAGCCACCAUAAUCACAUUUAAAAUAUUUUUUUCUAUAGUAGCAGUUGAUUUUAUUUUUUAAUUGCAUUUCUGUGCACUGCACAGAGAUUUUCUCUCUUUUCUUUGAGUGGAGAUGAACUAGAUGGAAAAACAGAACAAUGGCAUCCCCAGUGAUCUGUUAAAUUAAGAAUUUCCUCUUUCUCUCCAAAUUACCUAUUUUCAACUCAAAAGUAACAACUCAUCCAAUCCCAUCUUUUCUCUGCCUUCCUUCACUAGUCAUAUACUUACUAAAGGUGACUUUAUGUCCUUGCCUUUCAUAAAACUAAACACUUAAUAUACAACUUUAUUGCACUAUCAGAUUUUCUUAUGCUCUAAAAGAAACUUAUAAAUACACGUGGAAAGCCCAACAAAAGGCACUGUAUGGAAGUACAUAUUUAGGAAGGCGUAUCAAUGGGAAGGCAGUCUGCAUUUCAUAUGCAUGUUAUGCAAUGUCUUCCUCCCAGUUUCCCGGAGUGAUCUUUAAACAGAAGCUACAGGGACAAAAGGAACGUAUCCCACUAGAAACAGUACUGCCAGUCAGUCAUGCAGACAAGAACUGCCUUCAGAAAAGCGAUUUCAGGCAUAGAUAAAUAGAUGGAUCAAUAUGGGAGGGCCAAAUCACUUGACCUAACGGAAGAAAAAAUUUGGGGGCAUGCCCCUUUCCUGAAAUGGGGAUCCCUAUUUUCUGUCAUCCAAGGGACAAUGACCAACUUCAAAACAUUUCUGAAAUUAACCAUGACAGUGUUGCUCCUUUAUAAUCUUUCAAUGUACUUAACUCAUAUAAAAUGACUCAAUCCAAAUUUAUUUUUAUUACUGAAUUUUUUUUUUAUUCUAAAUGGUUUACCAGCUGAUUUUGCAGAAAAGGACAUGAUGACUAAAAUACAUCGUAAAAUAUUUACAGUGGGAAAUGUAGAUGGUCUCUUCUGAAAUGGCAUUCUGUCUCACUAUUGUAAUACAAUUUGUGGAGAAUAACACACAGUAUAUCCCCAGUUUAACUAUGUAAAAAAGAAGGAAAGCAACUCAAACAGCUCUAAGGUACUAAAUUUCAGCUGUAAUUUAAGUUUUCUAGGAUAAUUAAGGGUUUUUCUCCCAUCUCUCUGCUUUUUCUGGUAAUUAGUGGUUGGAAGAUACCACUUGGAAAUAGUAAAAAAGACAGUGUGGCAGUUCUGUUUUUUGAUUGCUCAUACAAUUCCAUUUUAAAAUAUAAGAUAAUUUUAGCUAUGUGUGCCUAUUUUUAAAUCAGGUCAAGUAUACAGUAUGCACUUUAUUUUCACGUUGAAUACACAGUAAUAUAAUCUAUUACCAUCCUGUUAGUACAUCUUUGUUAAAAUAAGGGGAUUGUGCAGGUGUUUGUUUAAAGAAAAAACAGUUUAGGCAAAAAUGCUCAUAACAAUGCCUCUGUUCUUAUUGCCUGAACAUUCAGAUGUGUAUUAAAUACAGAAAUCACAUGGACUUUUCCAUCUCUUUCUUGUGCACUGCAUAAUGAUUACAAGUUAGUAUUAAAAACGUCCAGCAAAAGGUUGAACCAGUGCCACUUAGAAAUCGGGUAUCUUAUAUACAUACUGUUGCUUGAUUAUUUUUACGUAUAUACCUAUAUAUAUAAAGGAGUCCAAAAAGUAACAGGAAGCAAAUUUUAGGAAACCUAUUGGUAAUUUGUAUUUGGAAUUUUUUCUUGCCAUUUCCUAAUUUUACACUUAUUUUUGCAAAGCAGUUUCAACAGAUUUAUACUUAGUCAUCAUUCUAUUUGUAUAAAAUAAUAAAUAAAAUAUUUUGAAACACUAAAAGAUAGCUGAAGUUUCCUGUAUGUCCACAUGCAUCCAUAAAAUUCACUGAGUUACGAAGAUGCGUGUUAAGUGUCUUAAGACUUCUUUUGUUACAUUUAAACCCAUCUUGAAUGAUGAGUAAUUUUGAAUAUGUGUUAAAUUUAAGGAGAAGUUUUUUUCCCUUUUUUCUUAUGUAUUGUGUAAAAGUAUUUGUAGUUCUGAUGGAUUUAUCAUUCUGUCUGCAUGAGGCAAUAUUUCUAAGUGUUCUGAGGCAGUGCAUGGUGGUUGCUGUUCCUUGUUUUUUAAUGCCUUCAUUAAAAGUCUGCUCAUAAUAUAUCAAGAAGCUAGCGCUGUGUAAGCAAAUGAGUUUGUCAGUUCAGCCUUCUUGGUAGAUGUUUUCACUGGUAACAAAACUCAACAAAUGAGUUUCUCCUUCUCCCCCUCUGCCCUCGCUCCCCCACUUUCCUCGCUGUUAACCAAUAGAUCUUUAUUAAACAAAGGAAUAUUUUAGCAUUCCAAACCUGGUUCCUGCUUAUGCAAACCGUUACUCAUGUAGGCUUCAACUGGACUGUGAGUAUAAGGACUACUCAUCUAAGCAAUGAUGUGCCAAGUUGGGCGCUUUGGAGGCUUGAUACUUUAACUUAAAUGAAAGCAUUUUCAUGUAGUGAUUUGUAAUUGCAAAGCUGUGACCAGAACAAGUUUUUUUUAAAAAUCAUAUUUUAUGGUGUUUCUUUAUUGUAGAAUAGAAGCACUAAAUGUAUUAAUAUUGGGUUUUUUUACUUCAGCGUAAUUUUCCAUCAAGAUUUUCAGUGUGUGGUAUGUAUAAACCGCUGCAGAAAGUGGUCAGCCUGUAAUAGCAAAAUUUGCAUUCAAGGUAAAGUGAGGUUUUACAGCUCCACUAAGCCAUUACUGCUGAAACUGUUGUGGAAAUUAUGAAGCUGCAUGAAUGAAGACUUUUUGACUCGGUGUUUAUGGUAGUUUCUCAGGUUUAGUUUUAAUUGGAUGUUAAAUGCACUGUGUUUUUUAAAUAGUUCUUCUCUUUUAGUAACACGUUCAGGUCCAUGCAGUGUUACAUGUCAUUUGGCAUUUGGUGAAUGUGCAUGUUUUGAACUGCAAAUUUUAAAUGUUUUGUCUUUUAAUUGUUAAAAAAUGAAUAAACUUUGCCAUUAAAUAAAGAA